CACACACCGUUUCAAAAUAUACAAUCGACAAUGUAUCGUGCUGCCUAUCAAAAAGGUUUCCUUACCGUGCUUUACAGCGUAGGCAGUUCGCCCCUGAACAACUGGUCCUCCUAUACCAAAAACGGGUAUAUCAAACGGAUCUACGAUGAGGACAUCAAGUCCCUGGUGCUCGAGAUCAUGGGCUCGAAUGUGUCCACCACUUUCAUACACUGCCCCAGCGAAUGCAAGGAGCAGCUGGGCAUCAAGCUGCCAUUCCUGGUGCUCCUCAUUAAGAACAUGCACAAGUACUUUUGCUUCGAAGUUAAGAUUCAAGACGAUCAGCGCUUCAUGCGCCGCUUUCGAGUGUCCAAUUUCCAGAGUAAGACCUCCGUGAAGCCCUUCUGCACGGCCAUGCCGAUGGGCAUGUCACCGGGCUGGAAUCAGAUUCAGUUCAACCUGGCCGACUUUACGCGCCGUGCUUACGGCUCCAACUAUCUGGAGACGGUAUCCUUGCAGCUGCAUGCCAACGUACGCAUCCGGCGCAUCUACUUCGCCGAUAAGCUGUACACAGAGGCGGAGUUGCCCAACGACUACCGUCUGAUGGGCAAGCCGAAGGACCUGAAGAAGCCGGAGAAGCAGUUCAAGGUGCAGGCCACUGCGCGUCCUCCGUCGCCAUUGAACACGGGCCGCGGUGAACCCGGACCAUCCAAAGACACGGACGCUGAGGCAACAGGUCCCGCCACGGAUCCGAUGAGUGAGCCGGAGCCCGCGCUGCAGAAGUCUCCGUCGCCGCCUGUUCCGCAGAAGGUUCCGUCGCCAGCAGCUUCAGCUCCUCCAGAGCCCGCCACCGAGGAACCAGCUCCACAAACGGAGGCCACCGAAGAGGCCUACUAUUAAGUUACGUUGCAUAAUUGCUUGUUUUUAUCAUUCUGUUGACACGCGACUGGUAGUGGCACAAAGUUUAAAUUUCCAGUCAGAGCAAUCAUAA
This is a messenger RNA of Drosophila mauritiana, 967 nucleotides long. Its product is annotated as cilia- and flagella-associated protein 20. Bases 31 to 876 code for a protein of 281 amino acids. Gene Ontology annotation, biological process: cilium assembly; positive regulation of cell motility; regulation of cilium beat frequency involved in ciliary motility. Gene Ontology annotation, cellular component: ciliary basal body; motile cilium. The transcript is spliced from 3 exons. NCBI's taxonomy places the organism in Eukaryota, Metazoa, Arthropoda, Insecta, Diptera, Drosophilidae. The record is from RefSeq and is a predicted model, not a curated record.